AUGUCCCUCCUUUUACGGCGCCGCUCCGGGCAACACUUGGAGAACCUUUCGGAUGAGUCCCUCGUCAGCCAUAAGAGUCAGAUUGUACCUGCAAUGACCUUGCCAGAUGAUUACGACCCGCGGAUCAGAGGCAAGGGCGUUCAUGACUUCAGCGCUCCUCGCCCGCAUCGAGGGUUCUCCUACCACAAUGAAUCCCAGUCGAGCACAGAUUCUACAAGCAAGGAGAAACUGCGUCAAGAGUCUCGAGCAGAUGGCGUUUUAAAUCCAGAUCGGAACUCCGCUGACUCAAGCCCGUCGAAAGUGGACAGGGCCCAUACACCAGUCUUUAGAGAGCACUUUGACGACGAUUUACAACCUCAAGAAUCGGAGUCUGCAAUCCGUGCCGAAGCGCUGGCGAAUCAUGACUUCCUCAAAAGAGCGUCUCUGCAAGCGUCAGAUAAAUCAUCAAAGUCUAUUCCACCGUUCGCUAGACACUCACCACUAUCAUCGCCGCUAAAGUCCAUCUCACCACCUUUGGAUCCCGCCGAACAACGCACAGAAUCCCCUCCGUUAGCAACCGUGCCGGAAUCCCCUCUUACUGGCACAUUUGAGGGAAGAGCUUUCCAGCGCACACCUCCGAAAGCGCGCUCACGAGCUUUGUCCGGCGGGGAUACCGCCUGGCAACCUGCCGGACUGCCUGCACAUAUGAACAGCAGGUCAUCCCGCUUUAGUUUCCAAAUGUCCGGCGGAGAUUCAUCGACUGAAGAGAGACUGCUCGAAGAGCGUCACAAGGCGAAAGCUGCUGCUAAGGCGGAGGCGGCAACAUCCACUACGCCAUCGCAAAGGCAUGAGCCAGAUCCGUAUGAAGAGGAAGAAGACGACGCCUACGAUUAUGAUGGCUUAGAUGACGGGGGGUAUGAGGAAGAGAUCAACAUGAUUGGAGCUGAUGCGGAUGACGAAGAUGGCUUUGGUGCGUCUCCACUCAAUGCCCAGCCGACGUUGAGCAUGGGAGACGUCGGCUUUCAAAACGCGUGGAAGAUUUCAAGCAAUCCAAUGAAUGAAUUCUCGCUCCCUGAACUCGCUACCCUUCUGUCGCAGAACACUACGGGCCAUGCUAUUGAGCCAAUGGAUGAGGCUGAAGAUGACCUUGCUGCGCAUACUUCGGAGCAUGAGACUUACUUCGCCACCUCCUCUCAUCCUAUCCAGGACAUCCACGGGCUCGGUCUCAUGGACCUGAACGCUGAUGCCGUUGCUGGUGCCCAGCGGAUCCAUGAGACACCGGAUGCACCUCCCAGCCAUGCGGUCAGCGGAAGGCAAGAUUCUGGAAAAGCGAUCCAUGCGAAAGAGCUUAGUGAUGAUCUCUACUUUGACGACGGCUUGAUUGAAGUUCGGGAUGAUGUAGAUGGUGAUGAUUUCGACGAGUCAACCUUCGAUGACCCUAGCGGUCCGCUUUACGCGCGGCCGCCUCCUAAGCCACGACCUGACGCGGCCGCGUUAGACGUGGGUGAUGCUUUCCCGUCAAGUGGUCCUGUUAACGGAGGAGCUGAGACGAGCAACACGGAUAUCAUUGACGAUAAUGACGCUCUCCACCAGCGUCCCCGCAAUACCUCCAGCGCACUACCGCUUCAUCAAUCUCACAAACUGUCUGGAGGACCUUCCGCCGGCUUCAACAACCUGAUGGCUUAUCACAGCGCUCUUGCUGAUGCCGCCAGCAAAGCAGCGGCGAACGGCCGCUUCACUCGCAAAGACAGCACGAGCAACAAUAGUGCGCCUUUCACACUCUCCACUGAGGAAAGUGAAAGUAACGUCGCUGCUCUUGAUGACUCCAGGUCAAGUCUAAUGCCUUCCGACGGCUGCUCCAGCCAUGAAAGUGCGACGACCUCUACAGGACUCGGCAUGACUGGCCCGGCGGAUGAAGGAUAUGGCAUAACACGCUUCCAAGAUGACUACGACUACUCAGACUUUGACGAUAACGCAGAAGACGAUCCGAUGAUCGCAGCGGCAAACGCAGAGGCCCUCGCUUACGAUUCCGAUGGCUUCUAUGGGCAAGAGUUUGGAUUCUACGCUGCACCGAUACAGAGCCUAGAAGAUGCAGAGGCUCUAGGCGCAUUCGGCGGCUUCUUUGGCCCGAAAGGCUUCGUAGAGAUUGGGAGGAGAAACACGCUCCGCGAGCCGAACUUGACACCGAUAACCGAGCGCAGUGAGUUCUCGACUAGGAACUCCUUCAUCAGUCUCAAGCAGUUCAACUCUUCGAGCUUAACUGGAGCGCUGCCGUCGCCUGGUCUUGCCCAGCUCGCAAGAAUGAGUCCCUAUGGCUUCCCCAACGGAUAUGCUACGGAUGAAGAUACGAGUGACAUGGAAAUGUCCUUGCUUCAGCUUCAGAAGCUGAAGAAGAGCGCCUUCGGUGGAAGCCAAGUCAGCCUCGGAAGUACAGCCAGCAGUCCGAGAAACAGCAGCCCGACGGUGCAGCUCGGACACUUCAAGGAUAGGGGUCAGAACCACAUGGUGCCUGUCCAGCAAGCUAUUGAAAGUGACAAAGGCUACAGCAGCACUCCAGACAGCGGUAGCGUAGCCGCCAAAGCUGUGACAGAUGGUGACCUGGAGAACGAAACCCAGGACAUGGACGACUACGAAGCCGAACUCGAUGGCGCCGAAUUCAACUAUAACAGGGACUCUUUCAUCUCCGACGACGAGGACGACGAAGACUACCCAGGGCGAUCUACCAGCCCGACCAUCACCGCAGCGAACCAACUCGAGCCUGCACACGCCGGAAGCGAAAGGCAGGAGCGGACAGCAUAUCCCCACCUCUCCCUCAACACCAACCAACCCUCCGCCUAUUCCUUACCUACCAUCUCGCCGACGUCGCCAUUUCUAGGCUUCCCAACCAGCACCACUUCGACGUUCUUCCCCUCAGCACCCUCGUCAACCACCAGCUCCCCCGCCAAUCUCAAACCAGCGCAGCUCCCGCCCUUCACCUUCCCCGCUAACACCACGGCCUACACCCCCCUUUUACACUCUCCCACCCUCGUAUCCCCACCACAACCGCCCCCGCCCUUGACAUCAACAACCCUCGACCGCUCCCGCGCGGCUACAACAAAAGGCCACUCACGACAGGGCAGCGCGGCGGACAGUGUGGCAUAUGUGCGCGAGGACGACGAAAAGGGAGGAAAGAGGUGGGUGCUUGAGCGGAGAAGGACGGCUGAGACGGGGGAGCUGGAGUUGAUUGGUAGGACGGUUGUGCUGGGGGGCCGGAUCUAG
This is a messenger RNA of Coniosporium apollinis CBS 100218, 3237 nucleotides long. RefSeq lists its product as uncharacterized. The record is from RefSeq and is a predicted model, not a curated record. The transcript has a single exon. Bases 1 to 3237 code for a protein of 1078 amino acids. NCBI's taxonomy places the organism in Eukaryota, Fungi, Ascomycota, Dothideomycetes.